AUGAAGGGCGUCUGGCUGCUGACUGCUCUUCUAGUACCUGUGCACCUGGUGACGGCCUGGAGCACCAAGUAUGCGGUGGACUGCCCUGAACAUUGUGACAGUAACGAGUGUAAAAGCAGCCUGCGCUGCAAGAGGACGGUGCUCGACGACUGUGGCUGCUGUCGCGUGUGCGCCGCAGGGCUGGGUGAAACUUGCUACCGCACGGUCUCGGGCAUGGAUGGCGUCAAGUGUGGCCCGGGGCUAAGGUGUCAAUUUUACAGUGAGGAGGAUGAUUUUGGUGACGAGUUUGGUAUCUGCAAAGACUGCCCCUACGGCACCUUCGGGAUGGAGUGCAAAGAGACCUGCAGCUGUCAAUCUGGCAUAUGUGACAGGGUGACCGGAAAAUGCCUCAAAUUUCCCUUCUUCCAAUAUUCAGUAGCCAAGUCUUCCAACAGGAGAUUUGUUUCUCAUACAGAGCAUGACGCGGCCUCUGGAGAUGGAAAUGCUGUGAGAGAAGAAAUUGUGAAAGAGAAUGCUGCCCAUUCUCCUGUAAUGAAAUGGCUAAACCCACGCUGA
Orycteropus afer afer is the source of this 555-nucleotide messenger RNA. RefSeq names its product endothelial cell specific molecule 1 (gene ESM1). The transcript is spliced from 3 exons. The record is from RefSeq and is a predicted model, not a curated record. Lineage: Eukaryota; Metazoa; Chordata; Mammalia; Tubulidentata; Orycteropodidae. Bases 1 to 555 code for a protein of 184 amino acids. Gene Ontology annotation, cellular component: extracellular region.